Messenger RNA from Colletotrichum spaethianum, 7209 nucleotides. RefSeq names its product highly reducing polyketide synthase curS1. NCBI's taxonomy places the organism in Eukaryota, Fungi, Ascomycota, Sordariomycetes, Glomerellales, Glomerellaceae. Gene Ontology annotation, biological process: secondary metabolite biosynthetic process; fatty acid biosynthetic process. The transcript has 8 exons. Gene Ontology annotation, molecular function: fatty acid synthase activity; phosphopantetheine binding; 3-oxoacyl-[acyl-carrier-protein] synthase activity. The record is from RefSeq and is a predicted model, not a curated record. Bases 1 to 7209 code for a protein of 2402 amino acids.
AUGAGACCUUCCAAAGAACAAGAACCAAUUGCCAUUAUUGGCACCGGGUGUCGUCUACCUGGCAAGACAACGUCGUUGGGCAGGCUAUGGGACAUGAUCAGUCAUGGAAAAAGUGGCCAUGAUAAAGUUCCACCCUCGCGAUGGGACGCUGAUACAUGGUACCAUCCUGACCCUGAUCGUAAAGGAUCUAUCAGUGUGAAGCACGGCUACUUUCUUGAUGAGGAUAUUUCUCUUUUUGACGCCCCAUUCUUCUCUAUGACAGCCAAAGAAGCUGCUGGAAUGGACCCUAUGAAAAGACUACUAUUAGAAGUCAGUUUUGAAGGGUUUGAAAAUGCUGGUAUUCCAGUGGAUACUCUCAUGAACUCCCAGACGGGUGUUUAUGUGGGAUGUAUGACCAACGACUACGAGCAGCUAUCGACCCAUGAGAUCUACGAUGUCGGAGAUGUUGCAGCUUCGGGGUUGAGCGAGGCCAUGAUCGCUAAUAGAGUCUCGUGGUUUUUUGGUCUCCGGGGACCCAGCUUGACACUUGACACAGCAUGCUCGUCCAGUCUUUAUGCCCUUCACUUGGCAUGCCAAUCCUUAAAACUUGGCGAAAUCAAUAUGGGGCUUGUUGCAGGUGUCAACCUGAUCUUGCACCCAAACUUCAUGCAUCAACUUUCUUCAAUGCACAUGCUUAGCCCCGAGGGACUUUCUCACUCUUUUGACCACAGAGCUAAUGGCUAUGGGCGUGGAGAAGGCGUCGGUUGCUUGAUUGUCAAGAGGUUAAGAGAUGCGCUGAGAGAUGGCGACACGAUUCGAGCAAUAAUUCGUGGCACAGGGGUCAACGCAGAUGGCAAGACGCCUGGAAUCACACAACCAAGCUCCGAUGCACAAGCCGAGCUUAUAAGGAGCACAUACAGUUCUGCAGGCUUGUCAUUUGCCGACACUCAAUACUUUGAGGCGCAUGGCACAGGGACUCCUCUUGGUGACCCCAUUGAGCUUUCAGCCAUAGGAGCAACCAUUGGAGCCGGGCGUACGGCUGAAUCUGGCCCGCUAUAUGUUGGCAGUAUCAAAGCAAAUGUUGGACACACCGAGGGAUGCUCAGGUCUAGCUGGUGUUCUCAAGUCAAUAUUGUGCUUGGAAAAGGGCAUACUUGUUCCUACAGCGGGUAUCGAGAAACCAAAUCCAAAGCUGAAGCUUUCUGAUUGGAAUCUUGCCCUACCUACGGAGAACAUGGCAUGGCCAACCAAGGGUCAACGUCGCAUCAGCGUCAACUCGUUCGGUUUUGGAGGCGCUAACGCCCACGUCAUCCUGGACGACGCGUACAACUACCUUCGCAGUCACAAUCUGUCGGGGAAUCACAAAACAAGCACCUAUGAAGACGAUUCUUCAGAGUCUGGCAUUAGCAUUGGAUCCGACUCCCCCAGAGAAGACGCUAGCAAAAGGCUCUUUGUUUUCAGUGCGAAGGACCAGAACGGCAUUGAAAGAUUUGUACCACUUUAUGUCGACCUCUUUUCAAACAAAGAGGCCACUUCGAGUCCCAGAUUCAUCAGCGAUAUUGCUUACACCCUCUCGGCGCGAAGAUCCCAUUUCGAGUACCGCAGUUUUGCCAUCGCCGAGUCGGUGUCGGAUCUUCAACAGCAAAUGUCAAAGGGGCUUCUGAAAUUUAAGAGAGCAGCUAAGCACGACAAUCCAAUUUUCAUCUUUACUGGCCAAGGGGCUCAAUGGCCGGCCAUGGGCAGAGAGCUUCUUAACAACAAUGUCUUCCGAGACAGCAUCCACAAGUCUCAGGCUCUUCUGGAACAUUACGGAUGCCCUUGGGAUCUAGUUGACGAGCUCUCUAAGACCUCAGACUCGAAUGUCGAUCUGCCACAGUACAGUCAGGUGCUAUGCACUGUUUUGCAGAUCGCCUUGGUUGAUUUGCUCCGGUAUUGGGGAGUUACACCAAAAGCUGUUGUCGGCCACUCGAGUGGUGAAAUUGGAGCAGCAUAUGCGGCAGGCUUGCUAUCACGCUGCAACGCCGUCAAGAUUGCCUAUCUUCGAGGUGUGUGCUCAGCUAAAGUCGCGGGGAUCGUCAGCCCACAAGUAGGUGCUAUGCUCGCAGCUGGUUUGUCCGAGAAGGACGCAGAAAUCUACCUCGCUCAGAUUCCCCAUCGAUCAGCUGUGGUUGCGUGUGUCAACAGUCCCUCCAGCGUAACGUUGUCGGGAGAUUAUUCUUCGAUUUCUAAGCUGUGCGAGCUCAUCUCAGCGGAUGGAAAGUUCACAAGAAUGCUUCGCGUCCAGACCGCAUACCAUUCUCCCCAUAUGGAGAAUGUGGCUCAGGAGUAUUUCGAUCGGAUGGGAGUAAUUAUUCCACUCUGUCAACAGGACCAAGUCGCGCCGAUGUUCUCUUCUGUUACCGGAAAACCCGUAUCAUCGGGAGAUCUGGAUGGAAACUACUGGAUGAGGAACAUGUGCGAACAAGUCCGGUUUUCUCAGGCCAUGAGUAAUCUUCUAGAGCUUGCAACGGAUGCAUCGCGAGGACGCGGUCAUGGUCGGACUGCUUGGAGCGCCUUUAUCGAAAUUGGUCCUCAUGGAGCCCUGCAAAGUCCUGUUGCGGAAAUUGUCAAAUCCAGUCAGAGCAAAGCUGCCAAGGAGGCGCCUUACCUUUCGGCCAUCACUCGCCAAAAGGACGCUGAAAUGACCACCAUGCAACUUGCCGGCCAGCUCUGGGCUUCGGGGCAUGGGGUCCAACUUUCCAAAGUCAACGGUCUUUCGUCUGAACCACCGCCAGUGGCACUCCCAGACAUUCCAUCAUAUCCUUGGAAUCACAACAAGGGGUAUUGGCACGAGUCGGCGGCCACCCGGUCAAAUAGGUUUCCGAGUAGUCCACGAACAGAUCUUUUGGGGGUUCCAGUCGACCUGCAAAACCCCAUGGAGCCCAGGUGGCGAAACUUUUUGAGAAUCUCCGAGAAUCCAUGGAUUGAAGAUCACAAGAUCACGGCAACCAUGCUGUAUCCGGCUGCGGGCAUGAUUGUGAUGGCCAUUGAGGCUGCUCGCCAACUGAUAGAUUCAAAGUACACGCCCAAGGGGAUUAUUCUGCAGAACCUCAAAUUCGAACGCGGUCUAGUAAUACCGUCAAGAGACCAAGCCGUGCAAACAGAAAUCAGCCUUCGGCCCGGCGAAACAUCGCCCGACACUUGGGAUUUCGCCGUGUACUCUACCUCCACAACAGGGUCUUGGACGAGGAACUGUCACGGAUCGCUUACUCUAGCGUACGAUGAAAAAUAUCGCAUGGAUUCCGAGAAAGAGUGGGAUAGCUUGAUCUCUACUUGGAAGGAAGUCACGACGAAAACCUCGAAGGAUAUUGAUAUUGACUCUUUAUACAACGACCUCGAAGCUGUAGGCAUUGAAUAUGGGCCAACAUUUCGAAAUGUUUUUCAAGCGGCCGCUAACCCCGGCGAGUACUGCGCCUAUGGCUCAGUCCGCAUCCCAGACACCAAAUCAUCAAUGCCUUCCAACUUUGAGUACCCUCAUCUCAUUCACCCAGCUACCAUGGACGCCAUUUUCCAUCUCCUUUUCAUCGCAUUCUCUGACGGUAAGCCGCUAAAAGAGGCGGCGGUGCCUUACACACUUGAACAAAUGUACAUCUCUACAGACUUGCCGCAGGGUGAGGGUAGUGUCUACACCGGGUUUGCCAAGCGCUUGCGCAUCAAUGGCCGCGAGACUGCUGGAGACUUGGUCGUUUCAGACGAAGCCUGGAACAGUCCUAAAUUGGUAGUUCGAAACUUCGCAUUGAGGCAAGUGACCUCCUUGCAAGACUCGCCGUCCACCAACGAGGGAACGGCAAGCAAAGUCUCCGCCAAAAUUCAGUGGAAGGAAGAUUUUGAGUUCAUCCGCGCAACUGAGACUCUACUGAGAUCGAACACAGAGCGUUGGGUUCAGGAGGCUUUCCGAGAGACGGCUAUCUUGAGCGUAUUGUUUCCGUUUUUGGAAAUAUUAUAUCACAAGCUGCGGAAUUACGAAGCUCUCAUUGUAGUCACCGAUGCAACAAAAAUCUCACAACAAAUGUUGCAAAACUUGCUGCUCCUUUUCGAAUCUACCAAGGACAGCGAAGAUAAAAGUCCCUUCCAAGUUUCACUCGUUGCGGCGACGGAAGAAGUCAGGGAAUUGACUGAGUCAUUACUAUUGAACUCUCGGCUUUCUGUGGGCAUCAAGAUGUGGCACAUACAUGACAAGAAAUUGCCAUUUUCCGGGCAGACUUUUGAUUUGGUCCUGAUUUUGGACGCCUCUGGCCACACAAUGAGAGACUUUUCAGCUCUUUCUCAUCUGUGUGAACUUACUCGCUCAAAUGGUCACUUGGGGGUACUUGGGCUGUCUCUAGUCUCUCCAGAGGAAGAGCGUAAAGUCCAAGAAGUCCUUGCAUCGUCUGGAUUGAUCACAUGGGCAAACGAGAGACAGCAGGGAACCCGAGAAACACUCCUUCUGGCUCACAAGCGAACGGCAACCGACAACUUGAAAAUGCCUGAAGACGUUUACAUCAUUCAACCAAUUCAGCCGUCUAAGCAGUCAUUGGCAUUAGUAAAGAAGCUACUUGACAACUUACGAAUGCUUGGGUGUCAGCCUCAUCUAACAACUCUGGAUGACGUCGAUCAGCUCCAAGGCGGCUAUGUCAUAUCACUACUCGAGGCUGAGUCGCCAUUUGUCUCUGGAUGGACUGAAGAAGAGUUUACUCGAUUCAAACAUCUCGUAUCCAGGGUCAAGCAUCUACUUUGGAUCACGAGAGGCGGUCUCAUGCGGAACUGGGACGGUGGCCUGCAGUUCGCACCAUCUCAAGGGCUUUUGCGCGUUAUGCGCACUGAGUAUUCGCAGAUUACACUGCCCCACCUUGAUCUGAGCAGGGAAAUUGACUUGGGGUCAGAGUCAACUGUCAAUGUGAUCAUGGACAUUUGGCUUUCUUCCACGCAGAGCGCCUCACAGUUAAUGGAGCUAGAAUACGCUGAGAUGAAUGGAACUAUCUAUGUGCCCAGGUUUGUCGAAGACAAGGGCAUCGAUACAGACCUUGCCCCCAGCGGUGAAAACCUCAAACCGAUCAAGGGAGCCUUGCGCAGGGCGGAUCCCCACGCACUGGUGCAAGACAACGGCUGCUUCGUCUGGAUUGAGAACCAUGAAGGAUGUGCACCGCUGCGCAAGCAAGAAAUCCAAGUCGAAGUGGAAUAUGCGGCCUUGAAAAUUGAUGCAGCGGAAGAUUCAGGUGGACAGCCUAAAGGCAUGAUAUCUACUUCUGCUGUUGGAGUUGUUGCAGCAACUUCACGUGAAGUCGUGAACUUUCAGGCUGGCCAGCGUGUGAUGACGUUACAGUCCGGCCCUUGCCGAACCAGAGUUCAAGUUCACGAGUCUUUUGUUCGACAGCUUCCUCAAGAACUCGGUUACCAGGAAGCAUUGUCAACAAUUCCUGCACUGGUCGCAGCCCAAUAUGCGUUGCUCGAGGUGGCAAGGGUAGAAUGCGGCCAGAUGGUUAUCAUUCAUGGAGUGGAUUCACCUAUCGGCCAGGUAGCUGUCCAACUCGCGACUCUGGUUGGCGCAGAGGUUUACGCCGUCCCCAGUGGCUCUUCAAGUAAACAGGAAAUCUGCCAGAAACUACGGCUUUGUGAGGACAGAGUCUUUGAAUACAUCUCGAGCGAUUGCCGCACAGCUAUUAUGCAGCAUACGAAUGGGCUAGGAGCGGAUGUGGUUCUUUGUUGCGGCAAAACCUCCUCCUCGGCAGCUUUUGAGUGCUUGUCAGAGUUUGGUGUCUUCGUCGAUUUUCGCGGAUAUUUCAAUCCAGGGCUCACAAGAACCGACAUCAAUCGGAACGUCACCGUCCUCAGGGCGGACCCAUCCCGAUUGUUCCAAGCCAAGCCUGCCCUGGCAAAGCGCCUAUUCCAUGAAGCAUUCGAUAUGGUUGAGAAUGGGAGAAUUAUGCCAAUUACACCAUGUGAGGUCGCCGCCGUCUCGGAACUGAGCAAUCCAAGGUCGAAAAAUAGCGCUCGUGAACUCAUUCUUCGGUUUGACUACGAUUCGAGUGUUCUGAUUCGUCCUUCUCGGCCAGCUGAACUUCAACUAGACUCAGAAGCAACGUAUGUACUCGCUGGUGGCCUUGGUGCCUUGGGAUUGCGAAUUGCGGAAAUGAUGUUCCGGCAUGGUGCCGGUCACGUCGUUUUUCUGUCUCGAUCGGGGGGCGAGAAGAAUCUGAGAGACUUGGACUCCUUUCGUGAACGUGGGCUGGAAGUGGAUGCGUUCAAGUGCGAUAUUUCAAACGCAUCACAAGUCGAGUGUGCAGUUCAAGGAUUGGUAGACCAAGGAAGAAACAUCAAAGGCGUUGUUCAAUGUGCAAUGGUGCUGGAGGAUGCUAUCUUCGAAAACAUGACUUACGAUCAAUGGCAAAAGACAACUAAGCCCAAGAUUCAGGGAACAAUGAAUCUACAUAACUUCAUGCCUACGAAUGUCGACUUUUUUAUUCUGCUUUCAUCCAUAACCUGUGUCAUUGGUAAUGCAGCGCAGUCGAACUACAGCGCCGGAAACACUUUUGAGGACGCCUUCGCACACUACCGUCAAAGUCAAGAUCUCGCAGCUACUGCAAUCGACGUUGGACUAGUCACUGACUCGGCCCACUUCACCGGAGAUUUCGACAUGGAGGCGUAUCUUCAGAUGUACGAGCAUCGAUGGGAUGGCUUACAGACAACUCAAAAAGAAUUGGACGUUGUGAUAAGGGCAGCCAUGCGAGGCCGCACCGCCGAUGGUCAACCCAUCGAACCACAAAUCGUACUUGGACUAGGCAGCUCCAUGCCAUGUGGACCUUCAGCGGUGUCCUGGACUAGAGACGGCAAAUUUAACCAUCGAGUAAAUCACGAUUCGUCUUCGGUGUCAGGCAUUACUGCGCAUCAGCCACCAGCUGCAGAGAGAAUUGCACAGGCACAGACUUUCGCUGAUGCAGUGCUCGUCUUCGAACAAGUCCUCAAGACCUACGCUGCCCAAGCGAUGGAUGUUGCGCCUGACGAUGUCGAUGCUGAGAAAUCGUUUUACGAUUUUGGAGUCGACUCGCUCAAAGCUGUCGAACUUCGCAAUCAUAUUUUCCGGGACUUGCAGAGCGACAUGUCUGUGUUUGAAUUACUGAGUCCAUCACCUUUGUCAAAACUUGCGUCAGAAAUCGCCAAGAAAAGCAAGCUUACUAGGCAUGUUGUCGACAGGGGCGGGGGUGAGGGCCAAUGA